Onychomys torridus (southern grasshopper mouse) is the source of this 1068-nucleotide messenger RNA. Its product is annotated as putative sperm motility kinase W. Lineage: Eukaryota; Metazoa; Chordata; Mammalia; Rodentia; Cricetidae. Gene Ontology annotation, molecular function: protein serine/threonine kinase activity; ATP binding. The record is from RefSeq and is a predicted model, not a curated record. Gene Ontology annotation, cellular component: cytoplasm. Gene Ontology annotation, biological process: intracellular signal transduction; protein phosphorylation.
AUGAAGAGUUUGAACAGCCAAUAUAUGGUCCUAUUUCCCAUUGGCCAUUGUGCAUUUGGCUCUGUGAAUCUGGCCUACCAUCGCGUCACAGGCAUGCCGGUGGCAAUAAAAUUUAUAGAUAACGUUGAGGAAGACCUCCGGUUCAUUGUUUCUGAGAUGGAGUUCCUUGAAAAACUGCACCAUCCUAACAUCAUUCACCUCUUCCAGGUGCUGGUAACACCAAAGCAAAUCUGCUUCAUUAAUGAGUUUGUCCCAGGAGGAGACUUGUUCCACAAAGUAACAGAGGAGGGCAGGCUGCAGGAGGAAGAACAGAAAAUAUUCAGGCAGAUGCUGUCAGCCAUCAAGUAUUGCCAUGACCUUAACAUCAUCCAUCGAGACCUGAAGCCCAAAAACAUCCUCUUAGACGCAGAGGGCAAUGUGAAGCUGGCAGACUUUGGUCUGACCACCAGGUGGAGAGCUGGAACUCUACUGAAAGAGCAAUGUGGGACCAUGAACUUUAAUGCCCCAGAACAGGUACUGGGAGAGGGCUAUGUUGGGAAGAAGUUGGAUUUGUGGGGUCUGGGUGUGCUGCUCUAUUAUAUCACCACUGGGUACCACCCCUUCAUAGGAAACACCAUGGAAGAGAUCGAGGGGGAGAUCAUCACAGGCACCUACGACAUCCCAGAUCAUGUGUCUGGGCAACUUGAAAAUAUAAUUCACCAAAUGUUGACAGUUGUCCCAGAGAGGAGGCCCUCCAUUGAAGACCUUCAGCAACAUCCAUGGGUCAUGAAGUGUGAAGAACACAUCCCAUGCAAGACCUUUUUAGAUCCAAACAUACUAGACUCACUCUCUGACCUUGGCUUUAAUGUGAAAGAGCUCUCACAACAGCACCUGCAUGUUGUGCCAACAGCACCAGGGCAGAAGGCAGCCAGCAGUGCCUCCAUGCCUGUCCUUUUUCCCCAUGAAGAAGAGCUGGACUUCCAGCUAUGGCCCCCUAUCCACAGCUGCAACUUGCCCAAGUGCUUGAGCAGCAUAUCCAAACUGGAAUCGCUACAGUCACUUGCGACAGAGUCUGACAUGGAAACAUGA